This is a messenger RNA of Aspergillus nidulans FGSC A4, 1008 nucleotides long. RefSeq lists its product as uncharacterized. Bases 1 to 1008 code for a protein of 335 amino acids. Lineage: Eukaryota; Fungi; Ascomycota; Eurotiomycetes; Eurotiales; Aspergillaceae. The transcript has a single exon. The record is from RefSeq and is a predicted model, not a curated record.
AUGCCCCUUGACAAUUACGGCGUUUGGAAAGCUCAUCCAGUACGUUACCAUGUUGAACGCCGUGGUACGAGAAAGCCUCAUCUACUCCUAUACCAUCGUGAUAACGGCGGUGGUGAUUCUGAAUCGGCCAUAAAUAUCAAAUCUGGAGAUCGUCAGGAAUCUCGACUUGUAUACUGGGUGGAUGAGAAAGUCAGCGACCGCCGACUUAUUGAAAGACUCUCGCAUCUCAGAACCGGCUACCACCCUCUAGACGAUGUAGAGCCAGAUUCUCCAGACGAUAUACGAUUAGAUUACAUUCGACGCAAUCUCUUCGACGUUGAUAGCGGUCGAGUUCUUCCCCAUGAUAUUCCAGGCCCGAAUAACGACAUCAUCGACGUCCUGGAGCCUAGAAUCAAGGCAGCAAUUGAUGAAGGAGCUACUGUUCACAUCUUUGGCGAGCGGUAUAACUCACAAGAUGGAAUGCACAAUAUCCACAUGAACCAGGGCAAUAUUGCUAUGUAUUCUGGUGACGAUGGACCGUUCCAGGACGGGGCCCUCGUGUUCUAUUUCCCAGAGUCCCAUCAAUGGCUGGGCGUUUUUCUUGCGUUUGCGUCGCAGUCGGUGCAUACUGGCAAUGGUUCUGGCCACGCCAUAUCGCGAGUGACCUGGAAAGAUGUCCUUCUUGAUGACCUUGUCGAAAAUUCCGUAGUUAUCAGGCAGGCGGCCGUGAAUCCGCCUGCAUCAGAGGACCAGCGGCAAUCUGUGACCCUGGCGAACCUCAUGAACCGCCGGAUACCAUUGUCAGGAUGGAAGAUCCGCAACUCAUCAGGGGCAGAACAAGUUCUUCCUAGAGAUGCGGUCUUACCUCCUUUGGCUACCGAAGACUUUGAUAUUCCGAAUUGCCCUCUAUCCAGGGAUGAUGACGCUAUCACACUUCUUGAUGGGGAUGGGCUCAAGGUCGCUGGGAUAAGAUAUAGCUCUCAGCACGGAACCACCCAGCACAAGCCGAUGAUCUUUGCUCGUUCCUGA